Sceloporus undulatus (fence lizard) is the source of this 4237-nucleotide messenger RNA. RefSeq names its product vitrin (gene VIT). The record is from RefSeq and is a predicted model, not a curated record. Gene Ontology annotation, biological process: extracellular matrix organization; positive regulation of cell-substrate adhesion. Lineage: Eukaryota; Metazoa; Chordata; Lepidosauria; Squamata; Phrynosomatidae. Gene Ontology annotation, cellular component: interstitial matrix.
UUCAAACUACCAGGAGCUUGAUGGGAAUGUCUGAUGGGUGUUCCCCCCCCCCUGUUUUUUAUGCUUGUUUCUAAUUCUUUAGAUUAAUGUUGUCAGAGAUUUGUGGUGCAGAAAAUCUUCAAAAAAAAAAAGUAAUCCAGACGUUCUGGUUGGAGAAAAGGGAUUUAAGCCAUCACACACUUCAGCAAGUCAAGCCUAUUAAAAUUCCAGGGCUUCAUUUCUCUCAUCAUGAAGGCAGCAACAGCCAUUGCAAUAGUCUCUGCUUUUUUGCUGACAUGUAUCAGUGCAACUAAAGAAACCACAAAGAAGAACAAAAAGUCUAAACUAUAUGUUCCUCAGCUUGAUUGUGAUAUAAAAGCUGCAAAGAUUAUCAAUCCAGAAUUUAUCGCAAAGUGUCCCGCAGGAUGUCAAGAUGUGAAAUAUCGAGUCUAUGGCACUGAUAUCUAUGCUUCUUUUUCCAGUAUCUGUGGUGCUGCUAUUCACAGUGGUACGAUUGACAAAUCUGGAGGGAAAAUCCUUGUUCAAAAAGUCGCUGGCCAGUCUGGUUACAGGGGUAGUUUUUCCAAUGGAAUCCGAUCACUGUCUUUGCCACGAUGGAGGGAGUCCUUCAUUGUUUCAGAAGGUAAACCCAAGAAAGGUGUGCAGUAUCCAUCAACACUUGAAUAUUCGUCUUCCAAAAGCACACCUGUUAAAGGAGGUUCACUACGCAAGGAAUAUCAAACCACUGUUGCAGCACCAUUACUGGUCACACAAGUUGCUGUGACAACACCAAAGCCCCUCAUCAUGACAACAGCAUUUGUCAGUCCAACUCCAAAACCAACAGCAAUCCCAGCUACCAUUACUACAACAAUAACCACCAAAACAACUGGAAAGCCUCAGAUUGGGGUGCACAAGGUCAGGGAUAUAGGUUCUAGCAAUGUCCAUCCAGCAUACUCAUCAGUGGCAGCUGUAGCAUCAAGGCAGGUUCAGGCUGUCCAAGGAAGAGCCCAGAAUCAAGCACUCAGAGGCACUUCCAGCUAUGCAAGUAACAGAAAUAUCCCUCGACAUAAUACAGAUCUUCAAAGGCAAGAGCCAAUUGCCACCUUCCGGAAGCCUGCCAGCAAUCCUGUGAAUUUGGCUAUGGAAACAGACUUGUGGAAGCCUGGAUCAAGCCUUUUUGACCCAGGGUACAGCUCCAAAGAAGACUUGGUCCCUAAACCUUUGGAACCAGCAUCCCAGGGAAACCCAAAUUGCAAAGUGGAUUUAUGUUUAUUGAUGGACGGGAGCUGGAGCAUUGGCAAGCGUCGUUUUCAGAUUCAAAAACAGUUCCUCAAAGAUGUAGCUCAAGCCCUGGAUGUUGGUAUAGCUGGCCCUCUCAUGGGCAUCAUUCAGUAUGGCGAUGACCCCUCUACUGAAUUUAACUUGAAGACUUAUGCAAAUUCGAAGGACCUGAAAAAUGCCAUUGAGAAAAUACUCCAGAAAGGAGGAUUAUCCAAUGUUGGGAAAGCACUGUCCUUUGUUAACAAAAACUUCUUUGAAGAUUCCAAUGGGAAUCGGGGUGGUGCACCCAACGUUGUCAUCGUGAUGGUGGAUGGAUGGCCCACUGAUAAGGUAGAAGAGGCCUCCAGGCUGGCAAGAGAAUCAGGCAUUAACAUUUUCUUUGUCACCAUUGAAGGACCAGAUGAAAAUGAAAAGCAAAAUGUGGUUGAAGCAAACUUUGUGGAUAAGGCUGUAUGCAGAACCAAUGGGUAUUAUUCUCUCAAUGUUCCCAGCUGGUUUAGCUUACACAAAGUAGUGCAGACAUUAGUGAAACGAAUUUGUGACACUGAUCGCCUAGCUUGCAGCAAGACCUGCCUAAAUUCAGCAGACAUUGGCUUUGUCAUUGAUGGAUCCAGCAGUGUUGGCACAGGCAACUUCCGCACCGUCCUCCAGUUUGUAGCCAACAUCAGCAAGGAAUUUGAGAUUUCUGACACAGAUACUCGCAUUGGAGCUGUGCAGUACACCUAUGAACAGAGGCUGGAAUUUGGCUUUGAGAAGCACAGCACAAAGCAGGAUGUCCUGAAUGCUAUCAAGAGAAUAAACUACUGGAGCGGAGGAACUAGCACUGGUGCAGCCAUCAAUUAUGCCUUUGACCAGCUAUUCAGCAAAUCCAAACCAAACAAGAGGAAGAUUAUGAUUCUGAUUACAGAUGGCAGAUCUUAUGAUGAUGUUCAAGGGCCAGCUACAGCAGCCCAUCAGAACGGAGUCAUUGCUUAUUCUGUAGGAAUUGCGUGGGCUGCCCAGGAUGAAUUGGAAGCCAUUGCAACUGACCCUGAUAAAGAGCACUCAUUCUUUGUGGAUGAAUUUGACAGCCUGUACAGAUUUGUUCCUAGAAUCAUCCAGAAUAUCUGCACAGAGUUUAAUUCGCAGCCACGAAACUGAUCAGCCCAGCAUUUUCCACUAAAUGCUCCAUCAACUGAAGAAUAUUCUAUGAGAGACAUCAGACAUAAUGUUAGGCAAGCAACGCCAGACCUCCUGGUUGAAAGACAUUUCCAGCCAAGAGACCAUUUCAGCUUUGUUCUCCAUGCAUGUCAUGUUUGUAGAGCAAUGAAUAUUUUAUUCUCUCUGCUACUUUCAAAACUGAUUUGAUAGCAAGUCAACUACAAUCCUUGGUUAGAUAAAUUCAGUUGACUCAUUCCCACAGUUUGGAAUUAACAUCCACAUAGAACAGGUGAAGUAUAGCUGUAAGGCUGUAAGCAAGAUGCACUUCAACUGACAUUUGUUGGAAAAUGUUCCCUUACAGCUCCACUGUGGGAGCAAGUAGCUAGCCUACAGAUGGCUUUCCAGUACUGCAGUGGCCUUUACAGCCUAGACUUUAAUUGGAGCUGUGGGUGGACAUGUGAAGAUAGGAGGCAAAGAAUGACAGAUUACAAAACAUAAGAUCACUGAAAAAUUGAAGUUGUGUUUUGGUUAAAAAACAACAACAUUCACACCAGCAUACAUUUCCUGUUUAGGAUGCCUAGAGUACUUUAUUUUGUGUAUUCCUGCAGAGGUUAAAAUUUUUGAAGAAUAACUCUGGGUAAAUAAAUAUCUGCCAAUGAUUUAAUUAUACAUCCCAGAGGAACAGCCAAAAAUGGCUACAACAAAGGCCAGAAUCAUCUGGCACCAAAGGGUGAGGAAGUAAGGAAAUAAUAGGAUACCUACUAAUUCUGCAGUCCUACUAAACUGAUAUCACACCCACUGAAAGGUAAACAUCUUUCAUCACCUUGUCAGGGUUGUUGUUCUUAAAGCCUUAGUGAGUAUCUGCAUUUUUACUGACUUCACUGAGGUCAUUUGGAAAUCCAAGGAGCUCCAGCAGCUACUUCAUUUUAUAGCCCACGAGCUAAUAGCAUUCAAACUGAUUCUAUGAGAUGAAAUCUAUUUUGACCUUAAGCAGUAGGCCUAAAUGUGCCCCAAAAGAUUAGAAAUGGAUAUUUAUUCCUACUAGUUUUCUGCUUUUUAGCCAUUUAAUGAUAAUUUCACUGAUCAAUGUGUCAUCUCAUUCAGUGACUACUAGACUCAAGAGCCUUUGGUGAAGAGGUUUGUUUAAUAGCUUUCUGUAAGUCUAGUAUUCACUGACUGUCCAAUUACCCUUGCCAGUUUGUUGACCACAAAUGCACACCUCUAAAAAGACAGGGAGACAAGACUUACCUUCAAUGAAGCCAUGUUGAUUCUUCUUUUAGUAAAACUAGUUCUUCUGUAUGUUUGAUAUACUGAUUCUCAUCAAUUUUCUUGGAACAUGCAUUAACUGAACCAGCCUAUAAUUUCCUGCAUACCUCCCCUUCAUACAUUUUUAAAAUAUGUUGUAGCAUCGGCCACUUUCCAGUCUUUAUUUACAUGGGCUUUCUUGGGGACUAGUUACUUAUUGUUAGAUUAUGAGCAAUUUAAGAACUUUUGGUGAAUACAAUUCAGACUAAGUAAUUCUUUUUUAUUUGUCAGUCAGCCUUAGAACUGCAUUUCAGAACUAUUAUUUGCCUCAGUUCUUCAGACUCCCCUCUGGAAAACAUCAGUUCAGACUUAGAUAUCUGUUCUAAAUUGUGUACAACAAAAAGAGAUGCAAAUAAUUAUUCAGCUAAAUACUGAAACAUCUUUUCAAAAUUUCUGCACACAAAAUUUUGUAAAUCCCUAUUUUAGAUUCCCCUCCACAGACACACAUGAAAAGAAAGCUAAUUAACUUUUCUAAGCUAUUUUAAAGAACCUUUCAUAAUUCAUUGCUGUAUCUUUUGCAAUAAAAGUUACA